Amoebophrya sp. A120 is the source of this 3358-nucleotide messenger RNA. Lineage: Eukaryota; Dinophyceae; Syndiniales; Amoebophryaceae. The record is from the annotation of a GenBank genome assembly.
CGUUUUCCUAUCCUGUGACCCUGCAUGAAGUCAUUUUGAAUAAAGGCUCGCUCCCCCGGUAAGUGACCCUACAGCGACAGGCAGCGUUGAUCCGCGUUCGCUUUGCUGACCACGCCAUGGUGUCGCCGGGCUCGAGCCUCAUGCGUCUCCUCAGAAGAUGGAGCCGGUCGUGCACUUUUCUGCUUCACAGCGUACUGUUACCGCUUCGUCAGGUUUCGUUCUCCGAGGGCGCAGUGCGGAUGGAGAGAAUAUUUCCCUACGAAAACAAUCCACCGGCGGCUUUGGACGUCGGCGCCAUACUGAAUGCUUUACCACUAGAAACCACAUCUGCCCUCGACACCGCAGCCCAGGAGCUCGCACGGGGGAUCGCAGCUGUGUUUUUCAACGGGACCGGUUUAGAAGUGGUUUGGGAGGACGCAGACGAUGUUUCCUCGACAACCGGUCAAAGCGGCCUAAAAGUUCCGCGAUUCCGCUACGCGGAAAUAGAAGAAGGAGGGGACCAAGUGGGAGUGGCGACACAAGCAGAUGGAGGACCUGGCGCAGUAGAAGAGCCAAGAGAGCGAAGUAGUGCACAAAAUAGCACUGUUGUAACAACUUCUCAAGCUGCUGCAGGUGCAGGAGCUCCAGCUGUAAAAAUACCAGAAGCCGCAUCAGGAUCAUCCAAAGCUGACGCUGAGACGAGGAGACCAGAAGAAUCCUCGGGAACCUUCGCUAGUCUAUCGAAGAGCGUUUUCGGGUGGUUUACGGAUUCCACGAAAGACGAAAGCACUGCUACGCCCAGCGAAGGGGCCGUCACAACUUCUGCAGGUCGUGGGACUUCUGCUCCUGAAGACACAAAGCCUGCACCAGACCUUGGUGCUGGCGAUCAUGUAGAUGCACCCAGGUUAGCAGCAGGCGCGUCUUCAGCUGAAGUGGCGCCAGUACAACCUUCCACGCAAGUAGAGCAGAAAACCUCUUCAGAUCCUGGCGUGCCGCAGACGAAAAAGAAGGAGAAGCUUCGGUACCCGAAGGAGUAUUUGAACUUCUGCAUCCUCGGCAUCGGGAAGGGCAGCAUCCCGCUGCUCACCCGGUACUUCGAAUUCUUCCCGCAGAUUUCGUUCUGGGUUUUCGUGCAGGAACUUGACUGGGACCUGUGGGACUCGCUCGUUGCGCACUUCCCGAAACGAAAAAUAAACGUGGAAUACGACGACCGGAUACCGCGGCUGAAGCCCCGGUGCCACAUUCUCGCCUUUGGCAUGGACUCGGUCGAGUUCACGAUCAGCAAGGUGUCGCGGUUUCUGUUCACCAAGACCGACCAAAUGCUCCUGGUGUGGCAGACGCACGGCUGCGGCAAGCCGGGGGCUCUGGAGUGGAACCCGGAGUGCGCCUACUUGCACUCCCAGUGGACCAGCACGCUCUGCGGACGGCAAGCCGACCUCGACCUGACCCCAGAGCAGGCACAAAUGCUGCGAGAAACACGGUAUGGCGCCUUGGAAGGCCGGGGCUUCGCCGACUGCACCGUGGGACAGCGGCUCGGCGACCGCCCGAAUUCCUGGGCGGUGCGGAAACGGCGGGAGGCCGGGGAAGUGAUUUCAGAGGACGAGUUUGAAAACGCGAACCCGCUAACCGCCGGAAAACCGCUUUGUCUCUGUCUGGUCGACCGUCUGUGGAUGAGCGACUUGUACUACGAAAAGCCGAUCUGCGAGGAGUUUGAGCAGCGGAAGCUGCCCCCGGGCCGGCGGAUCUACGCACGGCACACUGAGAAUUGGUACGACCCCCUGAAGGAUUUUUUUUUCGGCUACGGACAGUGGAGCCAGGACUGGUUUCUGUACAACAACUUUUUCCGGCACAAGAAGAAGGGCUUUUUCGUCGAUAUCGGCGCGAUGGCGCCCUUCGAGUUGUCUAACACCGCCGUGUUCGAGCAGUGCUUCGACUGGGAGGGGCUCUGCGUCGAGCCGAAUCCGAGCCAGCAUCUGGUCAUGCUAGGGUACCUACGCACUGCAAAUUAUACGUGGGCUGAGUCUGGAAGCAGUGUGCGAGUGAGUGGUGCUCGUUCCGGUAGACAACGCUAUAAAAGGCUAUCUUGUAUGAGAAGAAAAAUUUAUUUUGUGUUGCCCAGUUCUCGGGAUGCAUAGUGUGGAUUGCUCAUUGUCCAGGAUAAGCAGCGCAGUUGCGAAGCAGAGGCCUCGCCAAAAUGUACGAUGCUGCUGGACCAUACAUAGUCGUGGCAAGAGACGAUGUGGGCCAAAGUAAAACUGUUCCAGAGCCAGAAAAAUUUCCAAUUGACAGCCUCGGCCGAAGUGCCGGCUUGUCCCCUUCUGCCUCGGCGACAGCACGGGGAAGCGGAAAACAUUUGCGUUGCAGGAGGGCUCGUAUGGUACUGGACAACUCGUUUCGCUUCCCCUCUGUUGGCAUGCAAAGUGCAGCUGAAUCCUUUUACUUUUUUUGUAGUUGCUGCAUGACAUCUUCAAGGAAAGAACCCAGGUUUAGCAACCCUAAGUGGUCGAGAACAAGCAGGAUUUUUAAAAGUCUGUUUGUUCCGUGAGAUGACAGUUUCAGUUGUCCACUUGCAUAGCUCGACCGGACACGCACGGGUCGCAGAAGACGCCCCCGUAGCAGAAACGAAGGAGGAAACGCAGAAAGCAAUCCAGGACUGGCUGCGCGGCACCGAUCACCUGGACACGUUUCAGUCCGAAUGCAUCUCGUUGGAGGACAUGCUGCGCUACAGCGGGGUCACGUGGAAAACCCCGAUCGAUUUCGUCUCCAUCGACAUUGAGGGGGGCGAGUUCGAGAUUUUGAAGAAUUUUCCCUUCGACAAGUUCACCAUCCACGCCUUUUUGAUCGAGGCCGGGCACGACUCGGCGCAGCGCAUCGACAUUCUGUUGCUCGGAGCGAAGUACGUGAAAAUGGCAGUUGUGGGGAAGGAUCAAGUGUACGUGCACCAGGAGUAUCUACACACCCUCACCGGAAACUACCUGCUUGGGGAAACUGACAUGAACCCGUACGAGCUGGUGUACCCCCCGUACAUCAACAUCGACCCGUACAACGACACAUUUGACGUUUUCCAGCGACGCUUCCUAGACUCGGAAUUCGGGAAAUAGAAGACUGAAAGAACGCAGUUGUAAUUGUAAAGCUGCUGCAUUUCAUAUAUCUUCUCACAACGAAAAGCGCUGACUAUUUGUAGGGUCAGGCAACGCGACUCUCACUCUCAGCCUACGCGAUUCACACUGCGACUGCGUUCGUGGUGCCCUCUCCCGUUCUCCGGUCUUUGUGAAAACAAGAUCGGUCGAAGUAAAAUGUCGGUUGAUGAGUGGGCUGUCGCGCGUGUUGUACUCGGAUCUUUUAAGGAGCUGUCGUGAAAUUCUUCGCGAGAUUUGAU